Ictalurus furcatus (blue catfish) is the source of this 3414-nucleotide messenger RNA. RefSeq names its product zinc finger protein 883-like. The transcript has 5 exons. Gene Ontology annotation, molecular function: DNA-binding transcription factor activity, RNA polymerase II-specific; RNA polymerase II transcription regulatory region sequence-specific DNA binding. The record is from RefSeq and is a predicted model, not a curated record. Gene Ontology annotation, biological process: regulation of transcription by RNA polymerase II. Lineage: Eukaryota; Metazoa; Chordata; Actinopteri; Siluriformes; Ictaluridae. Gene Ontology annotation, cellular component: nucleus. Bases 280 to 2376 code for a protein of 698 amino acids.
UGUCCUGAUUCUUUACUCCUCUUAUAAUGAAAUCAGAGUCCAGACCCCGCUCUUUAGGAAAAUCUCCACAGACUCCUGCUGCUACUGGCUCAGAGUUUCAAGAUGCUUCCUGUAUGAAGAAAUUAAUGGGCCGCAGUAUUCAGGUGUGAUUUUUGCCCAUUAUUCUACACAUAUUGUCUUUAAUCUUGUUCAAUUGUAUUCAAGUCAGGUGAUUGACUGGGCCAUUCUAACACCUUGAUUUUUUUUUCUCUGAAACCAAUUGAGAGUUUCCUUUGCUGUAUGCUUUGGAUUGUUGUCCUGUCUCAUCUUCAUCAUCCUGGUGGAUGGCAGCAGAUUCUUCUCAAGAAUCUCCCGAUGUACCACUGCUCAGAUUGUGGGAAGAGUUUUAAUAAAAGUCGUCAUCACGAGUGCACUCACACAGGAGAGAAGCCGUAUCACUGUGAACUGUGUGGGAAGAGUUUUACUGUUCAGAGUUCUCUCCAACGACAUGAGCGCAUUCACACAGGUGAAAAGCCGUAUCACUGCUCCCAGUGUGGGAAGAGUUUUAGUGUUCAGAGUACUUUGCAAAUCCACGAGCACAUUCACACAGGUGAAAAGCCAUAUCAUUGUGGACAGUGUGAGAAGAGUUUUACUUGCCAGCGUAAUCUCCGACAACACGAGCGCAUUCACACAGGAGAGAAACCGUAUCAUUGUGGACAGUGUGGGAAGAGUUUUACUUGCCAGCCUAAUCUUCAACGUCAUAAGCGCAUUCACACAGGACAGAAGCCGUAUCAUUGUGGACAGUGUGGGAAGAGUUUUACUUGUCAGCGUAAUCUCCAACGUCAUAAGCGCAUUCACACAGGAGAGAAGCCGUAUUACUGUGGACAGUGUGGGAAUAGAUUUACUUGCCAGCGUAAUCUCCAACAGCAUGAGCGCAUCCACACAGGAGAGAAGCCGUAUUACUGUGGACAGUGUGGGAAUAGAUUUACUUGCCAGCGUAAUCUCCAGCAACAUGAGCGCAUUCACACAGGAGAGAAGCCGUAUCACUGUGAACUGUGUGGGAAAAGUUUUACUUGCCAGCGUUAUCUCCAACAGCAUGAGCGCGUUCACACAGGAGAGAAGCCCUAUCACUGUGGACAGUGUGGGAAGAGUUUUAUUUGCCAGAGUAAUCUUCAAAGACAUGAGCGCAUUCACACAGGAGAGAAGCCUUAUUACUGUUCACAGUGUGGGAAGAGUUUUACCCAACAGUGUACUCUUCAACAACAUGAGCACAUUCACACAGGACAGAAGCCAUACUUCUGUGGACAGUGUGGGAAGAGUUUCAUUCGUCAGAGUCAACUCCAACGACACGAGCGCAUUCACACAGGACAAAAGCCGUACUUCUGUGGACAAUGUGGGCGGAGCUAUACUAAUUCAACUCACCUUCAUCAUCACGAGUGCAUUCACACAGGAGAGAAGCCGUAUCACUGUGAACUGUGUGGGAAGAGUUUUACUGUUCAGAGUUCUCUCCAACGACAUGAGCGCAUUCACACAGGUGAAAAGCCGUAUCACUGUGGACAGUGUGAGAAGAGUUUUACUCGUCAGAGUCAUCUCCGACAACACGAGCGCAUUCACACAGGAGAGAAGCCGUAUCAUUGUGGACAGUGUGGGAAGAGUUUUACUCAUCACAGUACUCUCCAACAACACAAGCACAUUCACACAGGAGAGAAGCCAUAUCAAUGUGGACAGUGUGGGAAGAGUUUUACUUACCAGCCUAAUCUUCAACGACACAAGCGCAUUCACACAGGACAGAAGCGGUAUCACUGUGGACAGUGUGGGAAGAGUUUUACUUACCAGCCUAAUUUUCAACGACACAAGCGCAUUCACACAGGAGAGAAGCCAUAUUACUGUGAACUGUGUGGGAAUAGUUUUGCUUGCCAGCGUAAUCUACAAGAGCAUGAGCGCAUUCACACAGGAGAGAAGCCAUAUCACUGUGAACUGUGUGGGAAAAGUUUUACUUGCCAGCGUUAUCUCCAGCAGCAUGAGCGCGUUCACACAGGAGAGAAGCCAUAUCAUUGUGGACAGUGUGGGAAGAGUUUUACUUGCCAGAGUAACCUCCAAAUACAUGAGCGCAUUCACACAGGAGAGAAGCCGUAUUACUGCUCGCAGUGUGGGAAGCGUUUUGCCCAACAGCCUAAUCUUCAACGACACGAGCGUAUUCACACAGGACAAAAACCGUACUUCUGUGGACAGUGUGGGAAGAGUUUCAUUCGUCAGAGUCAACUCCAACGACACGAGCGCAUUCACACAGGACAAAAGCCGUACUUAUGUGGACAAUGUGGGCGUAGCUAUACUAAUUCAAGUUCAUUAAGGACACAUAAGUGCUCUAAAAUAAAGCCAUUAGAUUUUAACAUGUGAAUUUGUCAAUUUAAGAUACAUGUUUUUAAUUUUAAUUUUUUUAAAGGGUGGUAAAGAUACAUUUAGGCAUAAAAUUUAAUAUUUUAUUUGUCAUGGACUGUAGUAUUCUGUUGCAUGGGACUUUAUUGCUUUACUCUCUGGAUUUUAGUAAAAUUCAUGAUAUUGUUAUUGUCCUGUUUUUACCCAGAUGCUACAAUACCAAGCAUGGAAUAUAAAUAUUUAACCAAUGGGCAUGCCCAUUUUAAUCGACCAAUCCAGACCUCUGAGUGAGACACAUGACUUCUCCCUCUAAUAUAACACUUUUCAUUUUAAAUAAUUUUUAAAUUUGAAUUUGCUAAAAUUUGCUUUUUUAAAUGUUGCAUUAUGCAUACUAUCGAACUGGAAACCUUUCCAAGCCAACAGAAGAUUUGAAGCAAUAGUUCUUGUUACUCCAUCUUUGCAGCGUCCAUUUAAUUAUAGCUAACUACAAUGUAUGGCCAAAAGUAUGGGGAUGCCUGACGACCACACACAUAUAUGCCUUUUGAACAUCUGAUGGAACGGCAUCCAAUCCAUGGUUCCUUGAGCCCAGAUAUAGUUUUCAGCUUUACUGCAACCCUGACCAGGAUAACACAGUUACACAGUAAGAUCAAUGAAUGGAUUGUUGUUGUAUAUAUGUUCCUAUAAGAAAUAAGAAAAUAUUUGUAUGACCCGAAAGUCUUAGAAUUUUUACUGCAGGAUCACUAUCACAGUCGUGAAUAUACAGUGAAUGAAGCAUUGAGAGAGUACAUUACCAGGGGUCUGGGUUUGAUAACCCCUUCACUUUAGUAAAUCACAUGUUUAAUAAUCCACCAAGUUUAUACUUUCCUUAUUAAUCAACAAAAAUUCUCCAUGAUGCAAAACUUAAAUGGGUUUUCUCAUUGUUGUGUAAUUUCCUUUUGAAAAUGUGAAAUGUUACAUUUAUAAAUCUUCAGAUGCUUUGCUUUGAUACUCACAUAUUAGCUCAUGUAUAUUAAUCAUCCUUCAGGUUCUCCAACUUGAAUAAAGUUUACAUGUGGGAUA